Anastrepha obliqua is the source of this 5941-nucleotide messenger RNA. RefSeq names its product potassium voltage-gated channel protein Shab (gene Shab). Bases 498 to 5447 code for a protein of 1649 amino acids. Gene Ontology annotation, molecular function: protein binding; delayed rectifier potassium channel activity. NCBI's taxonomy places the organism in Eukaryota, Metazoa, Arthropoda, Insecta, Diptera, Tephritidae. The record is from RefSeq and is a predicted model, not a curated record. Gene Ontology annotation, cellular component: voltage-gated potassium channel complex; membrane. Gene Ontology annotation, biological process: protein homooligomerization; potassium ion transmembrane transport. The transcript has 11 exons.
AGGACAAAGCAUCGGAUAGCAUAUACACAGAUUCAACUGUAAACAUACACCCACAUACAUAAAACUCAUCAGAGUGCUAACCGCAUUGAUAAGCUGCCAAAACUUAUACGUUCGUUGUGAUAAAUAAUUUUGAAAAAUGUGAAAUCGAUUAGUAGCUGACUGUCGAUGAGUUGAUCGAGCGAACAUUUGCGAGCUAAGGGAACUCAAUAAGCUGUGAUUAAAAUAAAAAAAGACAUGAGGAGAAACCGCUACGCUAUACAAACAUACAACUUUGAAGUGAAUGAUAUAGAUGUUAUUGGCGUUAUACGUGGAUGCUUAAGUAGUGAAAGCGCUUGUAAAUUGAGAUUUUAAAGCCAACUAUAUUUUAUGAGGAGUAGAAAUAGUUCGUGCUGGAAUUUUAAAGAAUUUGCCUGAAAAUAACAAAAAGGAGAAAUAGUGCUUGCAUGACGUUUGAAGACUGUAAUAACAAAAUUGAUGCAAUGUAGCGUGGCGGACUUAUGGUCGGCGAACGCGAUAGAGACCGUGAAACGGUACGCUGGGAAACGGGUGAUGCAACACCGCCCCAAUUUAAUAAUGGAGGUACGCAAAUGGUUGGACAAUUGCAUGGUGGACAGGCUGCUAGCCAACAACAACAGCAAAAACAGCAACAGCAACAGUCUCAACGCGAUUUACAGCUACAACAGCAACAUUUGCAACUGCAACAGCAACAGCAACAACUAUUGCAACAACAGCAACAGCAUCAACAAACCAGUAAUUGGAUUGAAAACGAAACGCUUAGCCGCAGCCCGGCAGCUGGAGGCACAGGUGCCGUUGGCAGCAUUGGCCACAUCGCUCAGAGUUACGGCAUCGGCAUCGGUGUCGGAAUCGAACACGGGGACAACAACGAUAAUCAGGCCUACUACGAUACAAGCGGUAAUGUCGAUUGGGGCCGAGCGAUGGGAACCGGUGGAGCUAGUUCAUUUGGUUGCGGCACUGGAACAGUCCCAACAACCGGCACUCUUGCUUAUAACAAUGACGCAUCUGCUACUGCUGCUGCUGCUGCCGCUGCCACUGCCAGCCAACGUAAUCUCAACAACAUCGGUGGCGGCAGCAUUGGAAAUCUGGACUACGCUGAUGGUGGUAGUAUUACUGGGGCAUCCGCCACAACCACGCAUACUGCCGGCGGCCCUAUUGGCAAUGGUGGCAUCGGCGGUGGCGGUGCGUUCACUGGCAGUCAAAACAUCGGUGGAAUUGGCGGUGCCAGCACCGGUGCUGGCAGUGCCGGCGCUGUUGGUAAAGAAGUGCGAUACGCUCCAUUCCCAAUACCAUCACCGACGCACUCAAAUCCGACAACUUCCCAUCUGCACGGCAGCAUGGGCACUGGCGCAUUGCAGCGCGUACAUUCCAGAUCCAUGUCCUCCAUACCAGCACCCGAACCCUUUAUGAUAGCGCAAUCAAAACAAAUAAAUAGCCGCGUCUCCAUCAAUGUGGGCGGCGUGAAACAUGAGGUGCUCUGGCGUACACUCGAACGAUUGCCCCACACACGGCUAGGCCGUCUACGCGAAUGCACCACACACGAGGCGAUUAUUGAACUAUGUGAUGAUUAUUCGAUCGCCGACAACGAGUACUUCUUCGACCGACAUCCGAAAAGCUUCAGCUCCAUAUUGAACUUCUAUCGCACCGGUAAGUUACACAUCGUCGACGAGAUGUGCGUACUGGCAUUCAGCGAUGAUCUCGAAUAUUGGGGCGUUGACGAGCUGUAUCUGGAGUCUUGCUGCCAACACAAGUACCAUCAGCGCAAAGAAAAUGUGCACGAGGAAAUGCGCAAAGAGGCUGAGUCGCUGCGUCAACGGGACGAAGAGGAGUUCGGUGAAGGCAAAUGCGCCGAAUACCAGAAGUACUUGUGGGAGCUGCUCGAGAAACCAAAUACCAGCUUUGCGGCGAGGGUUAUCGCAGUGAUAUCCAUACUAUUUAUAGUCCUGUCUACCAUAGCCCUGACGUUGAACACCCUACCACAACUACAACACAGUGAGAAUGGUACACCAUCCGAUAAUCCGCAAUUGGCUAUGGUUGAGGCCGUUUGCAUAUCGUGGUUCACCUUAGAGUAUAUACUUAGGUUUAGUGCGUCGCCGGAUAAAUGGAAAUUCUUUAAGGGCGGCCUUAAUAUAAUCGAUCUAUUGGCAAUACUCCCAUAUUUUGUUUCCCUAUUCCUAUUGGAGACGAAUAAAAAUGCAACGGACCAGUUCCAGGAUGUGCGCCGGGUGGUGCAAGUAUUUCGCAUCAUGCGCAUCCUGCGAAUCCUUAAGCUGGCCCGUCACUCAACGGGCCUGCAGUCGUUAGGCUUUACGCUACGUAAUUCAUAUAAGGAACUCGGUCUACUAAUGCUGUUCCUGGCCAUGGGCGUUCUCAUAUUUUCUUCGCUGGCAUAUUUUGCCGAAAAGGAUGAAAAGGAUACAAAAUUCGUUUCAAUACCGGAAACAUUUUGGUGGGCGGGUAUUACAAUGACAACUGUUGGCUACGGGGACAUCUAUCCCACUACUGCACUGGGAAAGGUUAUUGGUACUGUGUGUUGCAUAUGCGGUGUUCUGGUAAUCGCUUUGCCUAUUCCCAUCAUCGUUAACAAUUUUGCUGAAUUUUAUAAGAACCAGAUGCGACGCGAGAAGGCGCUCAAGCGGCGUGAGGCACUCGAUCGGGCGAAACGUGAGGGCAGCAUUGUCUCCUUUCAUCAUAUCAAUCUGAAAGAUGCCUUCGCCAAAUCCAUGGAUCUCAUAGAUGUCAUUGUGGAUACAGAAAAGCGCGAAAGUCGCAAUAGAUCAAUAAAAAAUUGGCAUCGUUUAACCCACGCGCUACGACGGUCCUCCACAGGGCACAAUCUCUCGCAGACUGAUGGAAAUAGCACCGAAGAUGGCGAGUCGACCAGUGGCGGUGGCCGCAAUCCGGCUACCACCGGCGCCGGCUGCUACCGGAACUACGAUCAUAUGGCCAAUUUGAGGAGUUCGAAUAUGACGCAUCACUUUCGUCCAUCUGUACCUGAUCAGGAAUCAGUUCCUCCUUAUAGUUAUGUCGAUACUCCGAAUGCCCACCUAACGUCCAUGACGGCCAUGGAGAGUUACAAGCGUGAACAGCAACAGCGACAGUUGCAGCAGCAGUUGCUACGCGAACAACGUGAGAAGCUCGAACAGUUGGCACGGGAGCAAGCGGAUGCGCUACUCACAACAACAUCCGCAGCACCUUUAUUCAGUACAACAGUAGCAGUAACAACAGCAACCGCCAAUACAGUUGUCCUUUCCGCAGCUAAUGGCGGUGCGAAUGUGGCAGGCACAGCCGGUAAUGCGAUUGGUUCGGGCUCUACUUCCGCAACAGCCGCAGCGACAGCGUCUGGCGCGGAUGACACAGCUGCUAACUCUUCGCAGGCGGGUGAUAGCGCGUCGUUGGUGCCAUCCGGCCCGCGGCCAUUGCAAAUGAUGAUAGCACCUGGGGAAGUGGCCGAGCUGCGACGUCAGGUGGCACUCGAGAAUUUGCAAAACCAGAGAAUGGAUAAUCUGGAACAGGAUGUACCUGUGGAGUUUGAAUGCUGCUUCUGCACAACGAAGGACUUCAAGGAGUUCACCGAUGCCGAGGGUGUAAUUUCACUUCCAACGUCGGACUUCCACAAGCCCAUUUGCCUGGAGAUGCGCAUGGCUGCCAAUCAGGCAAGCCGAGAUCUGCGCGCCAAUCAGUUCGGUUUGCUGGCGCCACCUAUACUACAGCCCAGGUCACAGCCACAGUUGGCAGGCGUCAUUGCAGCGGCUACGAGCGAUUCACAUGCCGAAGUCAUAUUUUCGAUUGGCGGUGGUGGUGGUGUGAUGCGCACCCCACACCAUCUGCCCCAUCACACUGCCACUGGCCUCGCGCCAAUUGCAUCGCAAUCGUCAUCCACCUCGUCGUCGUACGGCACCACUACAUCCACCACCAUAGCGCUGCCACUCGACACGCCAUUUCGUUACCCACCUUUCAUUACCAGCUACAGCAAUAACAAUUUCAAUUAUAACUAUAACAACAACUUCAAUACGACAUCAGUGGGUGCAUGUCCAGGAUUGUCUAUGGCGACUGGUAAUGCAGCACUGCAAUUGGGAAGCAAUUUUAAUAACAACUUCAAUGUCAAUAUCAACAAUAAUAACAAUGCAGAUCUGGCUAGCGUAGACAGUUCGGAUACGUACGCUAGCUGCCAAACUCAUCCAUUUCACUCUCAAGGUGAUCUCACUGCCGACCUGGCGGACGAAGCAUGUACACUGGACAUCGACAUGGACAACUUGUAUAUAAAUCCGUUGGAAAAGGAGUCGUCGACUUCGACAAGUGGACCCGGUACAACAGGCUAUAUCGUUGGACUACCCCCAACCGGUGCUACUGGUUUGACAGCCAUAGGAUUAGCGCGUUCGCAGGUAAAGAAAAGCGCAUCCGGCGACACGGCAUUACGUAACUUAGCUGCAGGUGGUAUUAGUCCCAUGGACGAGAUUUACCAAAACUUCGAAGUUCAAGAACGCGGAAGUCGCGUUAGUCUUAAUGAGAAUCCAGUGCCAAAACAUCGUAAAACACGGUUCCAAAGUUUUACAUCAAAGCCUACCGGCGCAGAAGUGUCAAACAAACCGCGAGCACGCUUCGAAGAAGCCAAGAUAACACAAGACAGUGUGAGCGGUAGUCACGAAAGCAGUCCUGCAGGCAGCGGAAGCAAGAAGAAGCGCUCGUCCUUUAUGCCCGGUAAAAGUUUAGCCACUGCCACUAAGUUGAUCAAUCAGCAUCUGUUCGGAAUACAGAAUGUUGGGCAAAAAGCGAAAUUUGAAAGCAAACAUUCCUCUUCGAUAGAUUCUAUCGAUGCAUCGCCAAAUCUCGAACACCAUCGACGUUCCAAAUCGAUACUUAAAAACAAAUCGGAUAUCUCGAGAGUGCUCGCAGAUCCCGAGAGCGAGCGUCUGCUGGCAGACAAUAUGUCUGGUUCGGGCGUAUCUGAUAAUGGCACCGUCAUGUUUUGUUUGCAGGGCGAAUCUGGCAGCGAUUACUCACCGAAUAAAUUACCUCACUCAAUUUUAGCCAAGUCUAUUUCCCCACCACCAUUACGGCAUCGGAUGCUGAUACAGCAACGUUCUGGCCCCGCGACGCUACAGUCGCGGCCAACAAAAUUCCAAACGCCACGUUAUCCUGAGGAACAAGCGCUGCGCCAUGUCAAGCCGAUACUGGCGCGCGCAGCUGCCACAUCGCACAUGUCCGGUAAUAAUCGAUACGAUUCAACAAACAGGGACAGCAGUCAAGACUCGGAGACUACAUUCACGUCAAAUGUGAAUAUACGCAGCGAACCUGGUGACGGAGGCGCGGUGAGCAAUGGCGAGGCGGGUGGCUCUAGCGAUGAAAAUCGUUCGCUGCUACAACGUGGCAACUCCGAUGAACAAAAUGAUAGGGAAGACGGUGCUGCCGGUGAUACUGAGGCCACGUAGCAACUAUUGAAAAAGCCAAAGAGCGAAUAAUAACGCCUACUCUCUGCUCCCUCCGACAGUGACAGUGAUAGUGAAUAAAACGCUUAGCAACCAGCGAGUAAUUAUGCAAAACCAAAGGAAAAUUAUUACAAUUUAUAUUAUAGUAAAACUCAUUCAUAUACAUACAAACAUACAUGCAUACAUAUAUACAUAAUAUGUAAAAGGAAUGUAUUGAACGGCAGUGAAAAGAAAAGCAAUGAAAUCUAAUAUUUAAUAGGCAUUAAGAAUAUUUAGAUACAUGCAACAUAAAAACAUACAUACAUAUAUACAUAGUUACAUAGAAUUCAGAAGGUUUGCGUGAGGCAAAUCGCUGUACAUAAAUGCAAGUGCAUAGAGGAAGCGCCUGCAAAUAUUUAACGCAACAAAAAUUCCAAUUAAGUUUACUAAAUUAUUUGCUCUCAGAUAUGAAAGGAACCAUAUUAAAUAUUUGAAAAUGUAAUAAUUCCAUUUUUAUA